This is a messenger RNA of Microtus ochrogaster (prairie vole), 1775 nucleotides long. RefSeq names its product alpha-L-fucosidase 2 (gene Fuca2). Gene Ontology annotation, cellular component: lysosome. Gene Ontology annotation, molecular function: alpha-L-fucosidase activity. The record is from RefSeq and is a predicted model, not a curated record. Gene Ontology annotation, biological process: fucose metabolic process; glycoside catabolic process. The transcript is spliced from 8 exons. Lineage: Eukaryota; Metazoa; Chordata; Mammalia; Rodentia; Cricetidae. The coding region runs from base 114 to 1322 and encodes 402 amino acids.
GGCGGAGCACAUUUGACAGAAGACGGAAGACCAGGGAGUGCUACGCCAGCCUCCGAAGGUGGCAAAGAAAGUCAGGGGCUGUCCUGGUGACACGCGGGUCCCAGAGGUCCCCCAUGCUGACGCGCAUGCGCCUGGCACUCCUGCUGCUGCUCCUGCAGCUGCUACCGCUCCUGUCAAAAUGCAGGACCACGAGUCCCCCGCGCUACGACCCCACGUGGGAGUCUCUGGACAGCCGCCCUCUGCCCUUCUGGUUCGACCAGGCCAAGUUUGGCAUCUUCAUCCACUGGGGAGUGUUCUCCGUGCCCAGCUUCGGUAGUGAAUGGUUCUGGUGGUAUUGGCAAAAGGAAAAGAGACCCAAAUUUGUGGAUUUUAUGAACAACAAUUACCCCCCUGGUUUCAGAUAUGAAGAUUUUGGAGUACAGUUCACAGCCAAGUAUUUCAAUGCCAACCACUGGGCAGAUAUUCUCCAGGCCUCUGGUGCCAAAUAUGUUGUCUUAACUUCCAAACAUCACGAAGGCUUUACCUUAUGGGGUUCAAAGUAUUCCUGGAACUGGAAUGCCGUUGAUGAGGGGCCGAAGAGGGACGUCAUCAAGGAACUUGAGGUGGCCGUCAGGAACAACACCGCCUUGCGCUUUGGACUGUACUACUCCCUGUUUGAAUGGUUCCACCCGCUCUUCCUGGAGGAUGAGGCCAGUGUGUUUGAGAAGCGGUACUUUCCCACUUCUAAGACGUUGCCUGAGCUCUAUGAGUUGGUGAAUAAGUACCAGCCCGACGUUCUGUGGGCGGAUGGAGAUGGGGGCGCACCAGAUCAGUACUGGAACAGUACUGGCUUCUUAGCCUGGCUGUACAAUGAAAGCCCAGUUCGGAACAUGGUAGUCACCAAUGACCGCUGGGGAGCUGGUUCCAUCUGCCAGCAUGGCGGCUACUAUACUUGCAGCGACCGUUAUAAUCCUGGACAUCUUUUGCCACAUAAAUGGGAGAACUGCAUGACAAUAGAUAAGUUCUCCUGGGGCUACAGGCGGGAAGCUGGAAUCGGUGAUUAUCUUACAAUUGAAGAAUUGGUGAAGGUACAGUACACAACUAAACCAGAGAAAAAAAUAGUCUACGCUAUUUUUCUUAAGUGGCCCAUCUCAGGAAAGCUGUUUCUUGGCCAACCUGUAGGUAGUCUGGGGGAAACAGAGGUAGAACUCCUGGGCCAUGGGCAGCCGCUGACCUGGGCUUCUUCAAAGCCAAAUGGGAUCACAGUGGAGCUGCCACACCUAAGUUUUCAUCAGAUGCCCUGUAGAUGGGGAUGGACUCUCGCACUAACAAAUGUGACUUAGCCUGCAGCUGGGAGAUGCAUGCCUCAGUCGGACCCAGACCAUGGAAUGGUGUUACUUACAUGGAGGGUGGACUCGUCAGGAAGCUGAAAGAUAAAACACUUGUUCACCAUUAGCUCUGUUGAAAGAGCCAAGGAGCCAAACCAAUGCCACGACAGACUCCAGGCCUGCCAGGGAACAGGCCAGUUUCGGCUUACUGGAAUUGAACAAGCAGUUCUUGGAAAGACCACAGCUCUCGUAUAACCAAGCAGUAAGCACUCUGCAGCUUUAUGGAAGCUCAAGAAAGCUAAAAAUAGCUUCUCCCACCCUGCUGCUGGAAAGUCCCUAACCACUGAGCCACCAACCAAUCCUAUAGCAGCCUAUAAACUUUGUGUUUAAACCCACCAAUCAGCUCCCAGACAAACCUGCAGGCAGGUAUUUUUAUUCUCAAAUUAAACAUUCUUGUUGAUUGCAUAC